Messenger RNA from Penicillium canariense, 588 nucleotides. RefSeq lists its product as uncharacterized. Lineage: Eukaryota; Fungi; Ascomycota; Eurotiomycetes; Eurotiales; Aspergillaceae. Bases 1 to 588 code for a protein of 195 amino acids. The transcript has a single exon. The record is from RefSeq and is a predicted model, not a curated record.
AUGGCCCAACUCCAAUCAUACAUUGACAAGAUCCCCGAUCUGCCCUUGGCGGAGGCGAUCCAAGCCAUCAUUGACCUCACUCCGGGCCUGACAGUCUCCGUGUCUUCUACCGGUGAAUACAUCAUUGACCACGCCAUCUACGAAGGCCAGGCCCACCUGAAUGUCUUGGGAAGUCACUAUCUUCAGUGCGGCCGUCGCUGCCAAACCGAACAUGCGCCGUUUCACCUGCGUCUGCUGCACCUCACUCUUGACGACGUCUUUGACAAGCUCUACGGUCCACCAUAUCAGACCCUCCUGGAAGGCUUAGACACCGGCUCUAUCACUCUUCCUGAAUCUGCAGAGGAGGGCUGUGCUUGUUGCAGAGGGGACCCGGAUGCGUUGAUCCUCGCUGGAUUCAGCACAGGAGAGGCUUUGUAUUUCUCGGAGGCGGAGUAUAAGCAGAUCUGGAACGAUCAAGAGAGCUCAGGAUCACGUUCACUCUGGAGGGAUGGCGAAGGCUGGGUAGACGCGUGGAUCAUGGCCUCCAAGGAGCAAGUUGAGGAAGCGAUGGCGCGCGAUCUGGCGGAUGGCCUUUCGAGCAAGCUGUAG